AUGGGCGAACCCAGCAAGAAAAGACGUCUGUCAGGCGAUGCAGACGCCGAAUCCAAAAUGGAAGUCGACACAAAUGACAUCGCUGAACCCAAAACCUCCCAGAAGACCAAGCGCACGCUCUUCGUUCGAUCGCUUCCUGCCUCAGCUACCACGGAGAGUCUAGUCGAGCAUUUCUCCCAGUCAUACGUGAUCAAGCAUGCGAUUGUCGUCAGUGAUCGGGAGACCAAGCAGUCCAAGGGGUAUGGUUUCGUCACGUUCGCCGACCUCGAGGAUGCGCAAAGCGCUCUGGAGGAACUGAACGGGUCCGUGUUUGACGGGAAGAAAAUUCGAGUUGAUUACGCCGAGUCUCGCCACCGUGAGAUCGAUGAGAAGAUUGGAAAGAGUGUCCCGACUGCCGCGGCGCUCAAGUCCAAGCAAGAGAGAGAGGAGCAGAGAGGGCAGGGCCCGCCGCCCAAGCUGAUCGUGCGCAACCUGCCGUGGAGUAUCAAGGAGCCCGAUGACCUAGCUGUUCUCUUUCGGAGCUUUGGGAAGGUCAAACAUGCAACGCUCCCUAAGAAAGGGGAUAAGCUGGCUGGUUUUGGCUUUGUUAUUCUGAGAGGCAAGAAGAACGCUGAGAAGGCGCUCCAGGCUGUCAAUGGGAAAGAGGUGGAUGGACGCGCACUGGCUGUUGAUUGGGCUGUUGAAAAGGAAGUGUGGGAGAAGACAAAGGAGGAGGAUGAGGAAGAAGACGGAGAGGAAGAGAAGGGCGACGCAGACUUGGACAUGGAAGAUGCAGAAGCUGCCUCUGAUGACGUCUCCGAGGAUGAAGAUUCGGAGGAAGAUGAUGACGAAGAUCUAGACGACCUCGAGGAUUUGGACAAUGAAGACGACGAGGAAGAUGUGGAGGAUGACCGAAAUGCUUCAACUAUCUUCCUGCGCAAUCUACCCUUCACUGCCACAGACGAUUCCCUCUACGAACAUUUCGCUCAAUUCGGCCCGCUACGAUACGCGCGAGUUGUCCUCGACUACGAAACCGAACGACCCCGAGGCACAGGGUUUGUCUGUUUCUGGAAACCCGAGGAUGCUACAUCUUGCAUUCGCGAAGCCCCUAGAAACCCCGACACAAUGGCCGCGAAAAAGGACAAGUCCAACCAAGCCACCAAGCAUUCUGUUCUCCAAAAUGAGAAUUCCGACCCCAGCGGACGCUACACAAUGGACGGCCGGGUCCUCCAAGUCGCUCGCGCCGUGAGCAAGACCGAAGCCGGGAAGCUCGAAGAGGAAGGAGUAUCACGCCGCCUCGUGCGAGACAAGGACAAGCGCCGACUCUACCUCCUAUCCGAAGGAACGAUCCCGUCCGACUCGCCGCUCUACAAGAAGCUCUCCCCGUCCGAGAUCAAAAUGCGCGAAGAGAGCUUCAAGCAGCGUCAAAACUUCAUCAAGAAGAACCCAGCCCUCCACAUCAGCCUGACCCGUCUUGCCAUCCGGAACAUCCCGCGCUAUGUCACGUCCAAGGACCUGAAACAACUUGCCCGGCAGGCCGUCGUCGGAUUCGCCACAGAUGUCAAGAAGGGUAUCCGCCAGUCUCUUUCCAAGGAGGAACAGCAACGCUCGCGGGAUACGAUGAAGGAGCUGGAGACUAUACGGAAACAGAAGAAAGCCGGUAUCGUGCGCCAGGCCAAGGUUGUCUUUGAGACCCGCGAUGGGUCCAAGGUGACUGAGAAGAGCGGCGGCGGGCGGAGCCGCGGGUACGGAUUCAUCGAGUACUACACGCACCGUCACGCAUUGAUGGGUCUGCGCUGGCUGAACUGCCACAUGGUCGAGCCUCCCGCGCAGCCCGCGAAGUCCACAAAGCCCACCAAGUCCGGCAAGGCUGCCCAGCCGGCGCCAGUCGAGGAGAUUAAAGAGGACAAGAAAAAGCGGUUGAUUGUGGAAUUUGCCAUUGAGAACGCCCAGGUCGUCAAGCGGCGGAACGAGCGCGAAUUGCAGCAAAAGGCUCGUGCCGACAGCAAGACGGAUUACAAGCAAAAGUCCAAGGAUGGCGACGACAACAACAAGAACCAAUCCGACAAUGCCGAGGGCAGGAAGAGAAAGAGGGGCAAGGACGAGGAUGGUAAAGACGAGCAUGACGCGGAGGAGGAGAACAAGCUUGCCAAGCGCAACCGGAUCAUUUCGAGGAAGCGCAUGCAGCGCAAAUCGCGCAAGGGGAAGGCCUGA
This is a messenger RNA of Penicillium lagena, 2193 nucleotides long. RefSeq names its product mRNA-binding ribosome biosynthesis protein NOP4. NCBI's taxonomy places the organism in Eukaryota, Fungi, Ascomycota, Eurotiomycetes, Eurotiales, Aspergillaceae. Gene Ontology annotation, molecular function: RNA binding. The coding region runs from base 1 to 2193 and encodes 730 amino acids. The record is from RefSeq and is a predicted model, not a curated record. The transcript has a single exon.